Eimeria necatrix is the source of this 3513-nucleotide messenger RNA. RefSeq names its product ankyrin repeat-containing protein, putative. The record is from RefSeq and is a predicted model, not a curated record. Gene Ontology annotation, molecular function: protein binding. NCBI's taxonomy places the organism in Eukaryota, Apicomplexa, Conoidasida, Eucoccidiorida, Eimeriidae. The coding region runs from base 1 to 3513 and encodes 1170 amino acids. The transcript is spliced from 10 exons.
AUGACUCAUCACGACGAGUCGCUGCAUCCUGAGAUGCAGGAUAAUCUUACUUUGGGGGAGGGACCCAUAGAGGUGGACGUGGCUCCCGUAGGACAACUUCCUGGCCUGGCCGCAGAUGGGGGAGCUCUCAGCGGCGUUACUAUAAGCGAAGUAGACGAAGCGGAGAUGGCGCGAAUUACAGCAGCCAUUGGCCAGCCGGAAAUUCUGGACGACUUAGUGCCCCCAGCGACGCUGGGCACAGUUACAGUGCAACAGGUGCCUGCGUCGAGGGCAGCUGCAGCCGCUGCAGCGCAGCAGCAGGUUGCUGCAUUGCAGCAGCAGCAACUGCAGCAGCAGCAAGCAGCUGCGGCUGCAGCUCAGCAGCUGAGACAGCAGCAGCAUCAGCAGCAUCAAGGAGGUGCUGCAUCCACGGCGGCUUCAGGGACGGCCCCCCGUGCUGCCCCAGCGGGUUUGAACGAUCGCUGGCGUCUAUAUUUACCGCACGUUGAGAAGCUACUCGACGCGGAGGGGAUUUUAUUGUUGCGCCAGACCUGCCGUCUGCUUUGCAAGCACAAGUAUCGGCCGGCUGAUGGCGUGCUGUCCUUUGGCAUGUUCCGUGGGGUUGACGCCCGUGUGUUAAUGGAGCAGGUGGUUCCGCUGGCGUGCAAGGCGGUGCAUCCGGAAGUGCGGGCCGCGGGUCUUUCUCUGGAUUUUAGUGGUUGUUCUUUGCUUAAAGAUGCAUCAGUAGCACGUUUGAUGGACGUGCUGCACGGGAGGAAGGAAGACAAUAUAAUCGGAGGAGUACUGAAGAGUCUUUGCCUCGACUUUUGCUAUGAGGUGACCAACAAGGGGCUUGCAGCGCUGCUUACGACAUAUCUCCCCUAUUUGGAGCGACUCUCUCUCCGCUGUGCAAGGAGCAACGAGCUGACCUUUACAAACGUGGCGACGGACUUUUCGUCAGACAACUGGCCGAAUCUGCUGCAUUUCGAUGCAUCUUUCACGAAUAUGAGACUGGACGCAGCAACAGCCUUAGCGGAUCGUCUUGUUGCGAAUGCAACGGCAGUUAACAAGCGGCACAGGAGGGAUUACGAAAAGAAGUUGCAGGAGGAGAAGCAGCUGCGGCGGCUUUUGCAGCAGCAGGAGAAGGAGCACAUUCAGCACAUGGAACAGGCAAAGGCAUUAACUGAGCAGCACGCUGCAGUGGCAGAGAGGCUGCAACAGCAACAGGCAUUGUUAGAGGAGAAGGAGAGGGCACUUGGUAAUCAGAUACAGCUGGAACCCAUUCAGGUCGACGGAGAGCCGGUGGAGCUUCAGCCAGAUGAUCCUGAUCGCUGUGCAGUUCGGGCUCAGAGAGAGCUCGUGUUGCGCCUCCAGCAACAGCUAGAGUCACUCGCUGCUGCAGUGACUGCAGGAGAAGGAGCUGCUAUCGCGUGUCAAACUGCCAUUGAGCACACUACGGCAGCAGCAGAUGCGGCGGGCGCUGCUGCGGCUGAAAGCCUUGCCGCUGCGGAGGAGGAGGAGAAGCAUCCCGUCGUACCAUCUCUUGAAAUUGUGGGGUCUCUUGCAUCUAAAUGCCUUCUUUCAAAGGUUGGGAUGGAGACGCACUACCGCUCGUUUUGUCACGCUGUCAAGCUCGGUCUUCAUGACCAGAUCUCGUCGUUGACAAAGGUGGUACAGAAAGAGUUUACAGAACUUUGUGCGUCAGCUCCCUACCGUGGCAGUUUUCUACUGACGCUACAGGCCAAGCGUGGCAGCGAGCUGCUGGUCAAUGCGCCGUUUGUUGUUGACACCUCCGAGGAUGGGGGCGUCAAUGUCCUCACGCUGCCCGUUUCGAUUGCUAUACAAACUCAAGACCAGGAGACUUUGAAAGUACUGAUCAAGCGUGGAGCACAAAUUGAUGUCUGUGACUAUUUGGGGAAGUCUCCGCUUCUACGGGCGUGUGAAGCCUCCCGUCUGGACCUUGUGGAGGCGCUUCUCGACCUCGGCGUGUCGCCAAACCCACAUGACUUGCGCUGCGCCCACUUUCCCCUUCAAACGGCAAUACGGCGCAAUGACGCAGAGAUCGUAAAACGUCUGCUCGCCCGAGGAGCAGCGGUGGAUGUGAAGUGCCCAGGCGUUAGGACAUACAAAAGCGCGUUGUGUGUAGCGUGUGAAGUUAACUCGCCAGAGAUCAUCAAGAUUAUAUUGAAGGCUGGAGGAGACCCGAACUCUCGGGGCCACAAUUCGUACACCCCCACAUUGAUGGCGUAUCAGCUUAACCCGAAUUGGUUGCCUCUUUUCCUAGAGGCGGGUGCGGGAGCUGAGAAGGGAAAGAGAUGGGUUUUGACUGAUGUGUUGAGUUGCGCUGUGGCUAAAAAUGACGUCGAAAGCAUUGAACUGUUGAUCGAGAAGUACCCAGACCUGAUGAACCGCACACACCCGCUGUGGUCCAAGCCGCUCUUGCAGGCAGCAAAACAAGGACGUGUUCAAGUGCUAGAGUUGCUGCUCGCAAGCGGGUGCAACGUAGACGCACGGGGUGAGGGGGGCCAGACGGCUCUUUUAGCCGCCACGGAGGAAGGACUAGGGAGCUGCGUAGAGCGUCUGAUUGAUCAUGGAGCGGAUGUGAACAAAGCCAACUUUGAAGGAAUGACUCCUCUAAUUGUAGCAUGUAUGGAAAAUCAUGAAGAUAUGGUCAACUAUUUCCUAGAUCACACCCAAGAGCCAUACAGAGUGAAAGUGCACCCUAAUAGUCUUCAACAACAGCCGCAGCUUCAAGUCAUGGAAAACGCGCAGGGGGAGAAAAUGUGUGAGGGAAAGUGGAUUCUUGCAACGCAAACUCAAGUACUGGAUUGCAACAAAGCGGAAAAAACGGAAGGAGAAACUCCUCUACUUGUUUGCAUUCGUUUGAGAAAUGACAAAAUCGCAAAAACCAUUCUAAAGAAGGCGAAAUCGAUUGAUCUUGAAGCUAAGGAUUCUCAAGGGCGUACCGCGUUACUAGGUGCGCUGUUUUUCGGCCAAUAUUCAGUGGCUGCAACAUUGAUGGAAAUGGGUGCGGAUGUCAUGACUCAAGACGAAGCGGGGAACACGGCACUUGCUAUUGCGAAUGAGCGAUUAUUGACGCCUGGCAGUGACAAACGCGUUUUGCGUCGAUUCCUGCGUCUAUACCGUAGUCGGGACACGUCAAGGCGCCAUGCGUCCUCUAGUGGCAUGCUGCAGUCUAUGCUGAGCGCACUACGUGAUGAAGGUGGCAGUAGCUCCCAUGUGGAGUCAGACUCGGGGAGCGGCGGGGAAGGUGCCCGUUUUUUUCGGAAGAAGAGCAUUAGCCGCAGCAGUAGCAGAGGUAAGCAAGGCGGUUUGGAGGGUGCUGAUCCGAGAGUCUCGCGGAGUGAUGGAGAGGCCCACGGCGCCAUGUCAGGCCACAGCCGGGGUGCUGCCCCAAAUCCGUCCAGCAGCAGCAGGAAGCGCUCUGGAAAGAAACUUAAGAUUGAGCCCAAGACAGUUCUGCAAGUUGCGAAGCUGCCAAUGUCCCUCUUUCGAGCGGCCAAGGCGAAGUGA